Pseudopodoces humilis (Tibetan ground-tit) is the source of this 1083-nucleotide messenger RNA. The record is from RefSeq and is a predicted model, not a curated record. Lineage: Eukaryota; Metazoa; Chordata; Aves; Passeriformes; Paridae.
AUGUCGGCGAGUCACGACAGUCGAUCCCGCGAGAGCGGCCCUGAGGGGAUGGAGCCGGACGGGGUCAUCGAGAGUAACUGGCACGAGGUGGUGGACAGCUUUGACGAGAUGAACCUGUCGGAGGCGCUGCUGCGCGGGAUCUACGCCUACGGCUUCGAGAAACCCUCGGCCAUCCAGCAGAGAGCCAUUCUACCUUGUAUCAAAGGCUAUGACGUCAUCGCGCAGGCGCAGUCCGGCACAGGUAAAACCGCCACCUUCGCCAUCUCCAUCCUGCAGCAGGUGGAGCUGGAGCUCAAGGCCACGCAGGCGCUGGUGCUGGCCCCCACCCGCGAGCUCGCCCAGCAGAUCCAGAAGGUGGUGAUGGCGCUCGGGGACUACAUGGGGGCCUCGUGCCACGCCUGCAUCGGCGGCACCAACGUCCGCGCCGAGGUGCAGAAACUGCAGCUGGAGGCGCCGCACGUGGUGGUGGGGACGCCGGGACGCGUCUUCGACAUGCUCAACCGCCGCUACCUGUCCCCGAAGUUCAUCAAGAUGUUCGUGCUGGACGAGGCGGACGAGAUGCUGAGCCGCGGCUUCAAGGACCAGAUCUACGACAUCUUCCAGAAGCUGAGCGGGAACACGCAGGUGGUGCUGCUGUCGGCCACGAUGCCGCUGGACGUGCUGGAGGUGACCAAGAAGUUCAUGCGGGAGCCGAUCCGGAUCCUGGUGAAGAAGGAGGAGCUGACGCUGGAGGGGAUCCGGCAGUUCUACAUCAACGUCGAGAGGGAGCACGGGGACAUGGACCAGAAGGAGCGUGACGUCAUCAUGCGGGAAUUCCGCUCGGGAUCCAGCCGGGUGCUGAUCACCACCGACCUGCUGGCCCGCGGCAUCGACGUCCAGCAGGUCUCGCUCGUCAUCAACUACGACCUCCCCACCAACCGCGAGAAUUACAUCCACAGGAUCGGCCGCGGGGGCCGCUUCGGCCGCAAGGGCGUGGCCAUCAACAUGGUGACGGAGGAGGACAAACGGACGCUGCGGGACAUCGAGACCUUCUACAACACGGCCAUCGAGGAGAUGCCGCUCAACGUGGCCGACCUCAUCUGA